Messenger RNA from Parasteatoda tepidariorum (common house spider), 1158 nucleotides. NCBI's taxonomy places the organism in Eukaryota, Metazoa, Arthropoda, Arachnida, Araneae, Theridiidae. The record is from RefSeq and is a predicted model, not a curated record.
UUUUAAAACUUUUUCCAGAUUUUCAUAGAGUGCAAUGAAAGUGCCAGAAAAAUGGAACGCUUAGAAGAAAUGUUUGUUUUAAACAAACAGUUGGAAUUUAAAGAAUGUAAGGUGAUACCAUUAAUAUCAGCCUCUCGUUGGCUAUUAAAAAAGGGUGAGCUGAUGAAGCUUGAGUUCGAUAAGAAGACUUUUGGUCGAUCCAAUCGAUGCGUACGAGUCUCUGUUUUCAUAUUCCUAUUCAAUGAUUUGCUGGUCGUCACUAAAAGAAAGAAUGAUGAUUGUUACACAGUUGUGGACUAUUGCUUUCGUGAGAAAGUUCAAGCGACUGCAAUCAAUGCGAAAGAUCUUCAGCAACCUUUGAUUUCACCCAACAUUUGCAGAUAUCUCAUUUACCUGAAACUAUUGAGCAAUCAUCAGAAUCUACCAACUGACAUGAUUCUUAAUUGUACACUAUUGAGUGAAAGAACACGAUGGAUUGAAGCAAUAAAUUCUGCGGGUCAGAACAAACCUUGUGAAAUCUGGGAAUAUGAUUGUCCUCAAGUGCAAUGCUUCAAGAACUACAUUGCUCAACAGCCUGAUGAGCUAUCACUACAGGAGUCUGAUGUUGUGACUGUUCACAGGAAAAUGAAUGAUGGAUGGUACGAGGGACGCAGACUUAGAGAUGGUCUUCAGGGUUGGUUUCCUGCUUCCCACACAAUGGACAUUCCUUGUUCUCGUGCAAGAGCUUCCAAUUUACGGCAAUGUUAUCGUCUACUUAUGCUUUCUCACCAUAAAUCAUAAUAAAGGUGCAAUGAACUCUCCCAAUUAUCUGUAUUACAAAUAUCUAAUCACAAAUAUCUAAUCAGAAAACAAAUUUAAACUCAAACCUGAAUACAAUUUUAAUUACUACCAGUAUUUAAACCAGAAAAAAUACUGUAUGAUGAUGUUUUGACCAAAAUGCUGGUCAAUAUCAACGUUUCAAUUUUAUGAUUUGUCAUCAGGAAAUAUGGAUGUUUUGCAAUAUUUUUUCAAUUUAUAUACCCUCCAACAGUCUGUGCUUUCAUACGAAAUAUCUGUGGUAACGAACGAAAGUCGAACUUAUUAAAACUUAUAAGCUCAACCAAUUCUCUAUCUGACCUUCCAUUUCUCCAUUUGACCUUCCUGUUUAAAUUAUUUAAU